UAGGAUCACGUCAUUACCUUUACUAACCACAAGAGGGCAAUAUGUCCUUUAGUUUGGUUUUUUUUUAUGUACCACCCUUAUUUAUUGAAGUCCUGUAUAUAGGCUGGACAGAGUUUAGGCCUGAACAAAGCGUUGAAUCGGGGGUGCAUUUUACCAGUGCGUAAAAUACUAAUUGUUACGUCAUAAUUGAUGAGGUUUAAAACUGAACAGAAAAACUGGUUCGAUCAGUCUUAUCUUCGUUGUGGACUGGACAACCUAGUGUUAAUCAUUGGACGCGCAUUCACUUAUUUUACACGGAAAAGACACGGAGAGUAAAGGGGUCAGAGGUCAAACGUGAUGACCUCACCCUCAUAGAUAUUGAACUCACAGCCUCUUGAGGACCCUAUCAAUAAUGCUGAUGACAUGCAGGAUGAAGUCAGAUAUGAAAAAGAUCAGCCUGAUACUGGGAGCCUGGACCAGUUCUUUGCUGAUCAAGAAAUAGCCAGCCCAACUCAGUCAAUAGCGGCUGAACCGGAGGCAGAGAUGCAGGAGGCCGGUCUGAAGUCAGCUGACCCAACUCAGUCACUAGAGGCUGAAAUAGAAAGUGAGAUGCAGGCUGAUCUAGAGACACCCGGCCCAUCCCAUGUACAGGAGCCACACCAGACUUCUCUAUUCAACUCUGGAGACCUGAAACUGGAGGAUACUGAUGUGACCUUCACCACCACGCCCACGGCCCCCCAGGCUGCAAUGUCCCAGAACAGCCUUGUCAGGCUGCAAAGAAGCUCCCCAGACCUCUCCACCUUUGUGCAGGACAUGACUGACAAACACUGGAAUCUGUUGAGUGCGAAUAUGCGUGCCAAGUUAACUAGAGAUGAGUUUACUGCCAAGUGCAUGGACAUUGUCACAUGGGUGAAGAAGAUCAAAUCGACAGUUGUGGUUCCCGCCCUUGACCUCACCAUGCAGAUAGAGCUGACUGAGUUGCCAGGCUCUCCUGGAUCAGGAAGUGAGGAGGCAGUAACUUCUCUCUCCCGCACUGUGAGAUUAAGUUGUACUCAAGGCCCCAGCAGGAGCACCAGUUCUAAAACUUCCUGGAGCACACCUACAUCUUUCCCCUCCACUCCCAGGUCCAUGACCUCUUUGCUGAGUGAAGAGGACGAUGAAGACUUGAUCCCUGGAGAGUUCACAUAUCUCUCUACACCUGAGGGGGACAAUAGAGAGGUGAAGGGCAGACCCUGCUCAGAGCCACUCAGUUCUGUGUUUGGCCUGUCUCAGAGCUGUGUUUUCAAUCAAAUGGUCCACAGUGGAGCAUGCAGGUCGCUGAGUGAGAUUGUACUGCCGUCCAGCCGGAGUAGGCAGAGGAAGCUCAUGCCCAUCAUCGUCUCCACAGACACCAGAUUGGUAAUGGAAAUUGUGGAGAUGGUGAUGAAAGUCAUCAACUCCAGGCUUGCUCAGCUAAUGCUAAAUGUGGGUUGUGAUCAGGGAACUGAAGGUCAAGGCAGCAACUCAGCAAGCAUUCGGUUUGCUCAAGAGAUGCUGAGCAUGGCAACUGCAUCAAUGUAUGCCCAUGCCAUGGAGCAUAUUGCGCACGGCCGCAAGUCCAGCAGUCGCCAGUCCAACAAGUCUCCGCUUGAAUUAGAGAGGGAACUUGAAGCCAUAUUGGGUCCUCUGGCUGGACAGGUAAUAGUCACCAUCAUCAAUAGUAUCCUCAGGACUAAAGACAACGGAAGAACUGAGCAGGAACGGACCACCCCUUUGAGUUACUUCCUUACUGCGGUUUCUGCUGAAAUUCAAAGUAUGGUAGUUCAAAGAUCUGCAAGUAGACAGUCCUCCAGGCAGUCCAUCAGAGACCACUUGAUGAAUAUCUCCAAGGGCAAGAUCGUGAAAGCCGUUCAAAUUAAAAUGUCGCAACUCUAUGGCGAGUCUACCAAUGAAAGCUGCAUAUCAGCAACUCCAACAAUCCAGAGCCUGUCCAUGUGCUCAUCCAAAGAAUCCCUUUGUGAUUGGCCUCUCAACUCAGACGACGUGCAUCCAGCUAAGUUCCUGUCUAGCAACAGAAUUACAGCAUUGUCGACUGAUGUUGUGGAUGUUGUGUUUAGCGAUGUUCUUUAUAAUCUUGGACUUUCGGACAGCCAAACACUGUUAAGACCACAGUGCACCGGCUCCAGCUCAUCAAUAGACAUCAGCGGUGUUGCUGGGGAGAUGGUCAGACAAGUCUCCGUAAAACUCCAGCCCUUUGUGUCUGAGAGCAGUCUGGAGGCCAUGUCCAUGACUCAUGACCCACCAUCUCUGCCCAUCUCAGACUCUGACUUGAAGUUCUUGUGCUCUCACUCAGCGGUUGCUGUAGCAACUGCCUGCCAAGCAAUUAAAACUGAGCUUGAGAUUGAGAUGAGUCUCAACCCAGCCACAGAGGCCGGCUCCCAGGGUAACCUUGCUGCCAGAGACCUGGUAUCUUCUCUGUCACAGAGUCUUGAGGACAUAGAUGUUUCUCACAUCAUUCGGGGCCUUAAGGAGGCAGAUGUGACAUUUGCCAAUCUGAACGAAACCCCUUCGAGCGACACUAAUAGAUUAGAGGAAAUCUUAUCUGCCCAUAUUUCCCCUGAAAGUAUUGCAGCGGCAUCGGUGGAUCUUUUUGAUGGCGUAUUAGGAGACUUGCAUGAGGCAUUUGAGGCAAAUAAGGUCUCAGCAGCCACAAAAUCUGGUCGCAAAAAGUUCUGGGUUGAAGUACAUACAAGUUCACAAAACCUGUACACCAAUGCGCUGGACAAACUAAAUAAGUGGUUCAGUUUACACCAUCUCACUGAGGAAAAAGACGUCCCUCUGAAUACCAAGCUCUCUCCAACUGGACCACUCCUAACUGAGGCCUGUGUGGAGGUAUCUCCUGUGCAAAAGACCAGUAUUAACAGCUCUAGUAUGUCCUUCAGGUCUCUGAGUAAUAUCCCAGACAACCAGCUAACCCUCAACACAUGCACUAAAGAGGUCAUCAAACAGGUGGCCUCAGUUCUGAAGGUUGAGGCUUCUAAGGAAGACUGUUCUUCUUCCGUUGGAGGGAGGACAUUAAAUGUGUUCUUGGAGUUCAGCCAGAAGUUGGAUGCUCUCAUCUCAAAGUUGGAGGACCUCCCCAUUUCAGGUGAGAUUUCCUCGCUCACACAACCACAAUGUGUAAUCAGCAGCAGCAGAACCUCUAAUAUUUCCAUUGGGAGUAUCCUAAGUGUGGAGUUCCACACAAAGGCCAACCAGAUCGUGAGUGAGGCUAUCCUUGGAGCUGCAACUGUUUUCAUUGCUCGCAAAGCCAACCAUUUGGAGCUGAAAAUGCCUGCUACCUAUUCACAACAUCUGUUUGCAGCAGCCUCGGACAUUGUGAACAUUAUUGUGGAAGACCUAGAGAGAGAGACCAUGGAUACAGAGUCCCACCUCACAUCUAAAAUAGUUUUUGACAAGUUUCUGGAUGUGGCUCACAACAUCUACUACCGAGUGAGGGAUAGGCUGAAGGUCUUCUUCUCCUUGUCCCCAGUGCCUGCCUCCAAAACCAAAGAUGUGGUGGAUUCCAUGCCUGUGGAGAAACAUGGAUACUUUGAGGCCUCUGACACUGCUCAUGACCCGGAGCGACCUCAAUCUGUCAGGAGUGAGAAGAUGUUGACAAAAGACAGUUUAGCCAAUGUUGAAAGGUCUAAAUCCCUUGCAUCUCAGGGUGACACGUCAACAGAAAAUCAACACUUUGACACCUUCACAUUGACACCCACCAAGAGCAUGUCAGUGCUGAGUGAUCACAGUUUGAGAGGAGCUUUUCCUCUCUUGAGUGAAAGUUGCCAACCACUUUUGACUCUCAAAGACUCAACAGUGGCAGUCACUAAGCAUAGCUUCACCAAAUCUGCUAAGAACACCCUCAGCCAGAUCCUAAAUGUGAUCAAGUGCAGAGUGGUUGCCUCGAAUAAUUCAUCUGUUGGACAGAAGACAACUGACAUGUUGGACUCUCUUCUUGAGAGCCUUGACCAGUUGACUGCAGAUGAGAUAAAGGGGACAGCGUCCCACAACUUGAUCACAAUAGAUGUGCCAGAAUCACUGCCUGAGCAAUCCUUGACAAAAUACUUGUCUACUCCUGAGAGGAACCAGGAUUCUUCCCCUGCAAAGCUUGUGUGUCAACCAUCAUGCCUGAUACCAACAUCCAUGUCUGACACCAACAUUAUAGUGAAAACUAUAAUGGAAACGCUGGUGACGGACGAAUCAAGGAAGACUUCAGCAGAGGAAAACCUUGAGAGGCUCGUCUCCAUUGAAACCAUUCAAGGUGUGUCAGACGACCUCAUCACAAAGGUCCAUGGUCUCAUUCAGGAGAUCACAAUAAGCCGGCAACUUCAAUCCAUGGCUGGCCACAGGAGCUUCUCUGAACUGGCAUUGCCAAAGCCAGCCCUGAAAAAGCUGUCAAGGAAUGAUGCCUCUGAGCUCGCCUACAGCUUUGCCGAAAAUUCUGUUAGGACUCUCCUGGGGCAGUGUUUAAAUGUGUCGCUCGUUUCCACCGGAGUAAGGCAGACGAUGGAUCAGGUCACUAAGAUAAUGACCAACACAGUGAUGGACACGCUGACUGAUGUGUCCAAGCCCACAGUGAAGUCAGAGGAUGAAUUAGUUUCCAGGUUAGUCCCACCAGAUGAAUUCCCCACCAGGAGCCUUAACCCAGCUGAUGGCAACGCUGAGGUGAUGCCUCGCUCUGCUGGAGGUGAAAAGAAUAGCAAGAAGUGGCGUUUCCUUUUCAAAAUGCCUAACAUCCCGAAGAUCAGGAUCAAGCUUUUCAAGAGAAAAGGACAAGCCAAGAAGCACCCUGAACUGGAAGCACUGCCAACAAAACGUUUCAGUGAUAUGUCACUGAAGGUUCCUUCCGCUUCCCCACCCAUGGAGGACCUGAUACCUGCACCUACUGCACAGGAUCCCCAAUCCCGUAAAUGCCCCUUCGUGGUUAGGGUGUUUCGGGCCCUCUCUCGAGCCAUCACCAGACCCUUCAGAGGAGCUUCAGGGAAGAAGCACUAGAUUAGUGCCUGAUUUGAAUAAACAUUACUGCAUUUAUUUUUGUGUCUACAGCAGUUGUAUGUGCAAAAUAACAAGAUUGGUACUUCCGAGUGAUUUAUAGUGGUAGACUUUUUAUGGUCAUUGAUUGUGGAAUACUGAUAUCGAUAAAGACAAAAUAUUGCCUCUUAUAGGGAUACCUUGCCUUCAGUGUGGCUUGCCCAUAUUCCAAAUCUUUAAUAGGGAAUCCCCACGCACCUCUAAGACUCCUGAGACGCACUGAUAAUUCUCACAGUAUCCCACUCAUCCCACUCCUGGCUUAUUGGCUAUGCCUGGUUUAACAAUAGUACUUCAUCAGUCUUUUUUCUACAUCUGGAUCACUUAGAAUAUACAGGGUGAGGCCUCAUAAGUUUGAUGCACAUGAUAACUGUAGUAGGUGUGGGGGAGCACAUGGGCCAAGACUGAGUGACGAAGCUAUGUCUUCCUAAUGGUAAUUCCUCGAACAGUGUGGCUUUUCCAAAGGGUAUACAGCACAUCCUACCAUCCAUUACAUGGGUCACUCUCAACACCAAAGCUUCACCCUUCACAUGUCUUUCUCCAUCAUGGAAUUUCACUCUAUUUUUUUACCCCUGUUGAUCAUAUCUUUUGGUCUGUAUGUUUGAGUGGGACAUCAGAUGGAAUAUUUGUUUGUGUGUAAUAUAGGACAUCAAAGGCUUUGCUCAUGGUAUUUUAGUCUUAAUAGGGAAAAGAGUGUAAAAUAUGUCAACAAUAAGGAAGUAGACUUCAAACCAGGUAAAUGAAAUCAAAUAGCAAGCCAUUUCUUACAUUCACAGAAUUGUCUGUAUUAGAACUCGCAUUGACAUGAGCAUUUACCGAUGAGUUCAGAGAGCACUGAAAGCUGUUCGACGGAGGGCUCUGCUCAGGAUUCUAAUAGUGUAAUAUUGUCCACACGACCCUAAGCCCACAGCACUUAGAUGGAAAACAUGGUUGAAUCAUGAAUAUGCCUCCCUCUGACGGUGACACAGGCAUCCGCCCCCCUAACCCUGCACAUACCAUCUGGGAACAACCCUCAUAUUCUAUUCAGCAGUAGUCAACAGCUUAUAUUGGUGCUGCUUCAUCGUCUGUGAAGACAGGGUAAAUGACUGACACACGCCUCCCAACAAACACAGACACGUACACUCCCCCCUGGACAGUGAUUCACUAUUAAUAAUAUUCUCAGCAUGAGGCAAAGUAAAUGAUUACUCCCCUCUCCCUAAAAAUAUGGAAGGGAUAGAAGGAAAAACAGCAUCGCCCCAUGAGGUCAAUCAGCCAAUGGUCCAGGAUGAAGAGAAGAGUAAUGGUGCUGUGAGGUAUACAGUGACGGUCUGUGGAUGAUGUGUCUCAUACAUUAUGGAUGAAACCUUAUGUUUUCCAUCACUGUCAGAUGUGCUUUGCUGCUGUCAUGUCAGCGAUUUAGUUCCUAAACUGGCCUAUUUAGAAUUCUACAUUCAAGGGCCACCGCCAAUUUAAACAUAGAAUGUACAAAAUGCCAAUUUUGAGUCACCUGCAUUGCUCAUCUUGUCACGAGCACCUUGACAUUAGUAAAUGAGUUACUUGCACCAAGAGCAAGUGGUUUGGAAACAGAUGAACUCUGUGUCUGUGUGUGUGUGUGUCUAUGUCUGUAUGUGUGUGUGUGGAUAACAACAGGAUCCAACCCCUCCCUUCCCCCUCCCCUCAUUUCCAAAAGAAAAUGUCAUCUCACACAGAUACACAACCCCCUGUGAAGAUCAUCCAACCUAAUCAAUCUCCAUUAUCCAAUCAGACACAACAGUGGAGGAACAAUCUGCCGCUAAUUCAGUGGGCGGGAAAGGAACCCUAGGGGGAGGGGCUACUCUGUCUCCCCACUUCCACCCCCUCUCCCACCCCCACCCAUGUUUUAUAAUCAGGUGGUAUUUCACUAGGCACUGUGAAUGGUAAAAAACGGACUUUAAAAAUCAUUAUUCACAUCCAUGGCAUUGUCAGUUUAGUGGUAAGGUCAACUCUUUGAAAAGGAAGAUUGUCUUUAAGGACAGUAGGCUGUAUAAUUGUAUGGAUGUUUCUCUGUUGAGGGAGGCUAGAGUAAGUUUUUGUGCCUGUCACUAAGACACAUACACAGUUGGCUUUGUAAACAGUAAACACGUAGCUCAUCACUCGAACAAUGGCACACGGACAACUGGAUGAGAGUCAGCUGCCUUCACCAGGUCCUUAUUAAGAAAAACUUAAUUGGUGUACUGGCUCCUAUGGCAACCAAGGGAAUCAGUUAGAUCCUAAUGAUUUCCUUUCAAUGCCCUGAGCUGGUCAAAAAGCCAAACACAGACAGCUAAAUAGAGCCUGAUGACACAUGUUGUUCUGCAGGACUGAGGUCAUCGACAUGAGAUCAUUUAGAAUCUAGUCAUUGGGCAGAAAGGGAGCAGCUGGGGGGUGUCUGGGUGUUCUCAUUGGCACUUACAAAAUGUCUUACUGGUCAUACUACUGACAAAUGUUGACAUAAAACGUGCAGAGUGUACAGGAACGUGUGCAGAAGUCAUUUUUAUUUAUUGGAUGUGACUGUUUCCAUUUUGUAGUGAUAACUAGGAUUUUUUAAAUGUCUUCUACAUUAUACCUAAAAUGUAUGCCUGUGUAGCUAUGACAUAUGUUUUCCAGUAGUCAGUCCUUUACUGUAGUAGUGAGUCCUUUACUGUAGUAGUCAGUCCUUUACUGUAGUAGUCAGUCCUUUACUGUAGUAGUCAGUCCUUUACUGUAGUAGUGAGUCCUUUACUGUAGUAGUCAGUCCUUUACUGUAGUAGUGAGUCCUUUACUGUAGUAGUCAGUCCUUUACUGUAGUAGUCAGUCCUUUACUGUAGUAGUGAGUCCUUUACUGUAGUAGUCAGUCCUUUACUGUAGUAGUGAGUCCUUUACUGUAGUAGUCAGUCCUUUACUGUAGUAGUCAGUCCUUUACUGUAGUAGUGAGUCCUUUACUGUAGUAGUGAGUCCUUUACUGUAGUAGUCAGUCCUUUACUGUAGUAGUCAGUCCUUUACUGUAGUAGUCAGUCCUUUACUGUAGUAGUCAGUCCUUUACAGCCUGUUUUAUUUUAAAGAACCCCCUGCCUCCUCAGUCCUGUAUCUCUCCUCCUCAACCCUAGGGGGCGAUCACGGUCAGGUGCAGAACAGGACAGGCCAUGUCUCCUCUGUCUCUAAGCCUCCUCUCAUAGCUCCUGCUCCUCUCCAUUGCUCAGUACAUUAGGUAGCCCGCUGGGCAUGGCUCUCAUUGCGUAACUGAUAAAUGAGCUUUGUCUGGAGGAAAAGUAGCUGAAAAGUUGGCAAAAGUUUUUCAUAGCCAGCUGGCAUCAUGCUGAUCAAGGAGGAGUGUGCAAUAUAACCCACUUUAAGUCUGAAAGAAAGAUGUUGGUGCCCUCCAUUUUGUACACAAUACAUGAGCUCAGAAAGUGUGCCUCAACACUG
Molecule: messenger RNA, 8430 nt
Organism: Oncorhynchus mykiss (rainbow trout)
Lineage: Eukaryota; Metazoa; Chordata; Actinopteri; Salmoniformes; Salmonidae
Source: RefSeq, a predicted model, not a curated record